AUGGUGGACCUUUCGUAUUACGUUCUACAGCCUUUAAUCUCUAGUAUCAAGACAGGAAACAUUUGGCAUGAUUGUUUAAUCAUUAUGCUCAGUGUAUUUUGUUUAACAUUUAUCAGUAAAAUGUGUACAUCUGUAAUGGAAUCAUGGCAAUCGUUCAUUACAUCCAUUAGUUGGCGUCGGAUCAAAGCUCGAUAUUCGAUAGAUAUUUCCACUACUUCGUCUGAUAUUUUUGAUACUCGAAUAGAGGUUCCCGAAGAAUAUUUGGGUCUUAUUCAUUACCUUCACUCAUCGGAUAUCAACAUAUGUUCUGCGAAACUAAUUCCUACUUACACCAACAGGUAUAAGACAAAAAGUGAUACAUCUCUAGACGAACUAGUCAACUACUUGAUCACAUCGACUGGCAAAGAAGAUAUUCUAAUUGCUCCGACUAUUUAUCUUCAUAUCGAAAAAGAAAACCCGUCAACUACAAACACAUAUUCAUAUCGCAUUCCUUCGCAGAAGUAUACGAUUACUCUAUAUUCAUAUAAACUAACGUUAAGACAACUGAAGACACAAGUGAACGAAUGGACUGUGCAAUAUCGCGAGUAUAUUAAAGGCAAAAAUAAAGGAAACUUCUAUCGAUUUACGUUCGUGUCGGCACCUGUAAAUUCAGAAGGAAAAACUACUAUUACAUUUUAUAAGGAUCUUUUCGUCACAACGAAAUCGUUCGAUAAUAUUUUCUUUAACGGCAAAGAAGAAUUAAUCAAACGCUUAGACUUUUUUCUUAAUAAUCCCAGUUUUUAUCAAAAGCGUGGUAUUGCACAUUCACUUGGCCUGCUCUUCUACGGUUCACCUGGUUGUGGUAAAACAUCUAUGGUUAAAGCCAUAGCUGCUUAUACAAAGCGUCAUCUCGUUGAAAUUCCACUCUCACGUAUUCGCACAUGUGCUGAACUUCAACAAGCUUUGUUCUUGAAUUCAUACGACAUGGUCGACUUGGAUUUCGAUAAAAAAAUCAUCAUUUUCGAAGAUAUCGACUGCAUGUCGCAAAUCGUUCAACAGCGAUUGAUACCGGGAUCUAUAUGUCCAACAACGUCGGAUGUCGAAGUACCAUCGAUCGAAAAAGAUGAUAUUAUUUUUCAUCUCGAAGAUAGCGAUAUCAAAGCGAGAAAAAAGAAAAUAUCCAAACAAACAUUGAGAAAUAUGUUAGGUGAUACUCCAAACGCUCCGAAAGAUCCGUUAACGCUGUCAUUUCUUUUGAAUCUGAUCGACGGAAUUAUUGAACAACCAUCGCGUAUACUAAUCAUGACUACGAAUCAUCCUGAACAAAUCGAUCCUGCUCUUCUUCGACCAGGCCGCGUCGAUAUUAAACAAGAAUUUAAACGAUGUACGAAACCGAUCGUGAAAACAAUCAUCGAAUACUUCUUCGAGGAAGAAAACGAUAUUGAUGUCUCUCAAUUGGCUGAUUCUGUUCAUUCGCCAGCUGAAGUCAUUGCAGCAUGUAUGUCGUCAUCAGAUGGAAAAAAUGCUGUGCAAUUGCUGUCGGAACAAGCAUUACCCAAUGUCAUUGUCGAGGCACGAAACUUCACCGGAUCGGACAAAGAAUAA
This is a messenger RNA of Adineta ricciae, 1584 nucleotides long. NCBI's taxonomy places the organism in Eukaryota, Metazoa, Rotifera, Eurotatoria, Adinetida, Adinetidae. The record is from the annotation of a GenBank genome assembly.